UCUGCAAAACCAUUACUUUUUUACCUCCUCGAAUCUCUCUCCUUUCUCUCUCCGCAUUGCGAUGGCAGUCGCGCUGCUCUGCCAAUCGCCCCCGCCCAUUAAUGGCAUUUACUUCUUUGCCACUGACCGCUUUCCCUCGCCGCCACCACCGUCGUCUCCGACCGGCGGUGCUGUCGAUGUCAUAUCAAUGCCGAACAGGCUUCGACGAGGGAGCUCUGCCGCCGAUGCCGCUGCGGCGUUCUAGGACCGGGGGGGUCUCGUGUCCCGCUUUUCACGUUAUCUCCACCCCCCCGUUCCCACGUUCAAACCCGUCGUUAACUUCGAAGAGGAAAUCGGGAGAUACUCCCGUCUACAGUCGCACCCUCGUGGCGGUCAUGAGGGACUCGGCAUUUCUUUAUUAAUUCCCUGCUGGCUUCUGGUCCGAGCUUUUCAAACCUUGUCGUUUCGCGUUCGUUGUUUUCGCUUGCAGGGUCGCUCUGCUUUUCUUUCAGCUCUUGAGAUAUAAAGCAUAGUGAGAAGUCCACUUUUUCUGUGGUGUUGGGUCUUGAAGAAAAUGAUGGAUGGUAGGCGGCAUUCGGUCGAGAUUCCUAUUUCCAGAGCUCUUGUGGCGCUUAGGAGAGUGAGGUCACUCAGGGAUCCUUCGACGAAUUCCAUGAGCAAGUUUUCUGCUUUGAUCGAGAAUGCUAAUUGGGAAACCAAUUCAAAUAAUGGGAUAUCUCUCCGGUUUAUAAACAGUCCCCAAGAAGGCGCCUCUGUUGACAAGGGUCUAGUGGGAAAGGGCCAUGAUAUAAAAUGCUUGGAUGAAGAUGAUGUUAAUCCAACACCGAGGAAGUCUAAGUUAGUUAAUUGUGAGAAUCGCUGCUUUGUUGGCGAUGCAUGCGAUCCAACUUGGAAUGCACCUUCAGGAGAGCUGGAUUUUUGCAGUAAAAAGCAAGAAGAGCUUAUUGGGCUAACAAAUGAAGUGUAUCGGCAUGAUACUACAGACAAAGGGCUGGACUUAGUCUGCGUAACUCCUAGCAAUCGUAUGGAGGAUGUCGAUUCGUGUAGUGAGAUGUCAAUGGGAUCAUCUCGAGCAGAAAAGAUCAAACAUACUGCUUCAGAACGAAAAUCUCAGUACAGGAUCCAGAGAAGAUUGGGCGGUGUUGUUGGUGACGUCGAAAGUUGUGCAGGUACUCCAAGAAAUAUGGGAAUUGAUGCUUAUCUAGGAGGUUCAAGCCGUAGCCCGUCAUUGUUUGCUAAUGAAGUUGAUGCGGAUGAUUACUCUCGGGAUGGAUGCAGCGUUAGCUGCUGCUGGUCAGGGACCCCGAAAUUCAAGAGGUCAAUUGCUUUAUCCGAUGUUGAAGACAGGCCUCUGUUAGUUGAGGAUGUGAAUGAGGCAAAUCAAUAUGGAUGGAGAGAUAUUUGCAGAGAAAAUGGAAAUACUCUGUAUUCAAAUACACAAAAGCGACUUGGUCAAAGGUCAAAGCCUAAAUUUUUCAAUGAAUUGGUUGGUCAAGAUGUAGUAGCGAAGUCUCUACACGGUUCUGUAUCUACAGGAAAAAUACCCUCCGUAUAUCUCUUCCAUGGCCCCCGUGGCACUGGCAAGACUUCUGCUUCGAGAGUUCUUGCUGCUGCACUAAAUUGCCUUAUGUUGAAGGAGCAAGGACCAUGUGGAUUCUGCAGAGAAUGCACAGUUCUCUUUUCUGGAUGGAGCAGAGACAUUAAGGAGGUGGAUUCUUUGAUAAUAAACCGCACAAAUAGACUUCGAUCCAUGUUGAAAAAUGCGGCCAUUCCCCCAGUUUCUUCACGCUACAAGGUUUUCAUCAUCGAUGAAUGCCAAUUGUUGCGUGCAGAGACGUGGGCUAUGAUUCUGACUAGCCUAGAGAAACUUCCCCAGCACGUUGUGUUUAUUAUGAUCACUUCUGAGCUUGACAAGCUGCCAAGAAGUGCCUUGUCACGUUCUCAAAGAUAUCACUUUCCAAAGAUAAAGGAUGCAGAUAUUGCCAACAGAUUGGGUGAAAUUUGCAUAGAAGAGGGUCUGGACUUUGAUCAAGUUGCCAUGGAAUUUAUUGCUGCCAAAUCAAAUGGUUCCCUUCGGGAAGGAGAAAUGAUGCUCGAUCAGCUCAGUUUACUUGGGAAAAGAAUCACAAUGUCCUUGGCCUAUGAGCUCAUGGGAACUGUAUCUGAUGAUGAAUUGCUUGAUUUGCUUGAUCUAGCUUUAUCUUCUGACACUUCCAAUACAGUCAUAAGAGCUCGGGAGUUGAUGAGAUCAAGAAUUGACCCAAUGCAACUGAUAUCACAGUUGGCAAAUCUUAUCAUGGAUAUUCUCUCGGGUCAGUCUCAGGAACUAAAUUCAGAAGCCCGCAGGAAGUUUUCGAACAUUCACACCUCGGAAGCUGACUUGCGUAAAUUGAGUCAUGCUUUGAAGUUACUUUCCGAAACUGAGAAGCAAUUGAGGAUGUCAAAGAAUCAAACAACGUGGCUCACAGUGGCGCUGCUACAACUAAGUUCUGCAGAUUCUUCCUCUUUGGAUGAACGUGAUUCGAAAUAUUGUCCUCGGAACAUGGAGAAGGAUAUAGAUGGCGACUGUUGCAGCAGACCCUCUACAGAAGAGAGCAAGAAGCAUUUCAUCCAUUGUUCAUGUGAUUGUGGUGAAUCGUGUAUAUUGGAUGCACAGGUAAACUACAGGGAAAGGCUGGAUUCUAUCUGGAAAAGGGCUAUGGAACUAUGUCAGUCAAAGGCUUUGAAGAAUUUUCUGAUGAAACAUGGAAGUAUGUCCUCUCUUCAUUUGGAUCAAGGUAUUGCAGUUGCUAAGUUGGACUUCAGUCAUCCUGACUAUGUGACAAGGGCUGAGAAAUCAUGGAAAUUGAUUGCCAGUUCACUUCAGUCCAUCCUUGGCCGUAAUGUAGAGAUUAGAAUCAAUUAUGUACCUUGUGCAGCGGAAUCACAGCGUGUAAAAGUGAAAAGGCCAUCUUUUAGUUUGUUCAGCUGCUCCCGCAGAAUGCUGCAGAAAACACGGACAAUUGUUGAACAAGGAAGUGAUUCUGAUUAUUCUGACUCUACCUGUGACAAGUACACAACUAGGGCAAAAGCAAAUCUAGCGUGCCCUUCUGAUUGCAGAUCUCCAAUGCUGCAUGUAUGUGAUCACCGAAUUGGAGCAGUAAGCACCUUAAGAAAUGCCGACGGAAACUUUCUAAGUAUUGGUACAGACAUGUCCCGGAGGUCAUCACACGACCUGGAGGGCCAUCUGCCGGAUCCAGAGUUUGAUUGUUCAGGAAGAGAGGUGAUCUGCUGUAGACACCGUGUAAUCUCUGGCCGAGAGCCAGAAGUUCAGUCAAACUGUUUCCCCCGUGUUAUGAAGGCUCAGAAGACGUCAAAUGUGCCUGACGCUCGACAGAUGAUCUGCCACGAUAUGCCUGAGGAAAAGAAGCUUGGUUUGUCCAUCCCUGGGCAAACGUCUACAGAGACGUUAAGCUUCGCGGACGAACAAUUUCUUUUCUGCCGUACGGAUGCUUAUACGAGUGUCUCCAGGGACACUGAUACGAGAAGGCAAAGUCCAGAUGUUCUUUGUUGGCGAACCCCAAUAUUGCCACUUAGGAAGGCAUGCGAAAGGAGGCACGAUAGACAACGCGCUCACUUCGUCGAGUGGGUGCUUCCCUGCGGCGCUGCCAAGUAGUUCUGCUGUGCAGAGAUAGGGCGAAGAACCGAUACCCAUCGGAGAACAUUGAUAAGCCGGAAAUAUACCCGAUUUCUCCGAAGUACACUACACCAAAUUGCUCUUGAAUGGUAGCCUGGAGCCAGUGGCAGUUCUUUCUCUCUGCAUGGAAGGUCAACUGCAUAUUGGGCGGCUCUGUUUCUGUAUCCUCAAUUUGUCCACUGGCUUCUCUAAACUGGCUUCUAAGCCCAGUUGGGUAGGCAGAGAACGGAUCUUGGGCUCUCUUUCCUGCUCGCACCAGCGUUGCAAGGAUAAAGACAUGUUCUAUAUAUGCAUUGGGCCCCUGGCAAAUUGAAGUGAAAAAA
Molecule: messenger RNA, 3999 nt
Organism: Eucalyptus grandis
Lineage: Eukaryota; Viridiplantae; Streptophyta; Magnoliopsida; Myrtales; Myrtaceae
Product: protein STICHEL-like 2
Exons: 8
Coding region: 554-3655 (1033 amino acids)
Biological process (GO): DNA-templated DNA replication; DNA repair
Cellular component (GO): DNA polymerase III complex; DNA replication factor C complex; nucleus
Molecular function (GO): DNA binding; DNA-directed DNA polymerase activity; DNA clamp loader activity
Source: RefSeq, a predicted model, not a curated record